AUGUAUAGUGUUUGCUCGAAUUGUUUUGUUUGUCCUGGGACGGAUAAUGGUCGAACGGAACUGCAGGAUGAGAACCGGAUCAAUCAGUUAAUUAAACAGUAUCGGAAUUGUACUCGUGUUUACGGAAACUUAGAAAUAACUUAUAUACGAAAUGAACAUUUGAAUGGAACUGAUCCGGAACAAUUUUUCAGCUUUUUAGACCAUAUCGAACAGAUCACCGGUUACCUGUUAAUCUAUGCAAAUGAUUUCGAUCAAAUAACGCUGCGAAGUUUGCAAAUAGUUUGGGGUGAUGUACGGCAUGAUGACAUAGCAGCAAUAGAUAUAAGUCAUAAUGACAAUCUGAAAUAUGUCAAUUUGCCGAAGUUAAGAAGCGUUGAACGUGGUAACAUAGUACUGAUGCAUAAUCCAUAUUUAUGCAAUUGGAACACUACUGUAUCCUACUACGAAAUUGUUGGUAAUAGCAGUAAAUCCCGGGUUCAGUUUGCGGAUAAUUUCAAAAAAUGUGAUCGAGUUCAAAGCCAAUGUGCAGAAAAAUGUGGUAAAUAUUGCUGGGGACCAGAUGCAAAUAUGUGUCAGACAGUAUACCGUGAAAUCUGUCCAAAAGAUUGUCCAUCACAAAUGUGUUAUCAGAGUGAUAACAAAACACAUUGCUGUGAUGAAGAAUGCGCAGCGGGUUGCUUUGGUGAAGGAAAAAGUGCUUGCAUUGCUUGUGCUAAAUUAGAGCAGGAUUCGAAAUGUGUAGAUAAGUGUAAUGGAUUGACAGAUUAUGAUCGAAUACUGAAAAUGACCGUUAAUCAUUCUAAUCCACGGUACACCUAUGAUCGAUACUGCGUGGAACGAUGCCCAGAAGAGACGCUUAUCCAAGGAGAAUACUGUGUUAUACAUUGCACGGAAGGUUAUUGGCAUGAUGCGGUAAAAAAUACCCGAAUUUGUGAGAAAUGCCCCGAUGGAAUAUGUCCGAAAACUUGCUUUAUAAAUGAGCCAGUAGAUUCGAGUAAUAUUGAAAGUUUGAGAAAUUGUACAGUUAUCGAAGGAUUCAUUCAACUUUUACGGCAUCCAUUCGAACCUCAUCGAAAAUUCUUCACCGAUGGAAGACUGCCAAUGUAUAUACCAGCAUUAACAGUGAAAAUGUUGGAUGCAUUGAAAAAUGUGAAAAUUAUUACCGAGUAUGUCGAUAUUGAAGCAGCUGAAUACACUCCUGAAUCGUUAAAUUUCCUUGACAGUCUGACAACCAUUGAAGGACGCCAACUUAACAUAGAGCGAUUUGCAUUAACUAUUAUCAGCAAUCAAAAUCUGAAAGAGCUUGGACUACGAUCGUUGAAAAGUAUCAAAAAUGGACGUGUAUACAUUGGAAGAAAUGAGAAACUGUGUUAUCUAUCUUCGAUAAAUGAGUACUGGAAAGAAAUCAUGGAUACGGAUAAUAUUUCUAGUUGGAUAAUAUCAUAUAAAAAUGGUGAACAAUGCACGAAUGGUCAAUGUGAUGAGAAUUGUGAAAAGAAUUUUGGGUGUUGGGGUAACGGACCAAGAAUGUGUGUAAAAUGUAUCGAUUAUAAUGUUGACGGGAAGUGCUCCAACAUUUGUCCUACAGAAGGAUUUUAUAUGGUAAACAAAAAUUGCUCCAAAUGCCAUCCGCAAUGUAAGACAUGCAACGGAUCAACGGAACAAGAUUGCAUUACAUGCCGGAAUGUUCGGAUCCAGCAAGGUAAUAAAUGGGAAUGUCUGGCGGAAUGUCCAGCGAUACAUUAUUUCGAUGGGAAUGAAUGUUUGCCAUGUGAUACAGCAUGCUAUGAAUAUGGUUGUACCGGUCCGAAAACAAUAUUGGGCGUAGGUGGUUGCAACAAAUGCAGAAAUGCAAUGCGCACUGAGACUGACCAAGCAGCGGAAUGCUUAUAUGCACCAGGUAAACCAAGGGAUGUGUGCCGUGAUAAUAAUUUAACUCAUUACUAUGCUGCAGCAUCAUCCAAUGAAAUGCUCAUUGCUGAAUUUGAGUGUGAUAAAUGCAGUGAAGAGUGUUUAACCUGCCUUGGUUAUGGUAUAUCUGUGAACCGACAUAAGUGUAAAUGUGCUCAUUAUCUAACGAGAACCAAUUCAGGCAACGAUUAUUGCACAAUGAACUGUAAAAUUGAUUCAUUUAUGGUGCGCCCUAAAUCAGCCCAUAGUAUCGGUGAAUGUGAACGAUGUAAUGAACUGUGUGAUCUGUCAGUGGGUUGUAAGGGUCCAGGUUCUACAAACUGUACCCGAUGUGCCAAAGCUGGUAUUUUAAUCAGCGAUAAUUCAGCAGUUGGAAGAGUUAAUGCUGUUUUGUUAGAUCUCAUUGAUACAUAUAUUUUUCAGAUUUGCAUGGAACGAUGCCCGGCUGAUCGUCCGUAUCUUGCGAGUGAUAAAAUUUGUUAUAGUUCAGAUCCAGAAGCUUACGCUUCGAAAAAGAGAAUGUACAUAAUCAUAAUCAGCGUAUUGUGUGCAGCUGUUCUUAUUGCUAUUAUAGCGGGUAUCACAAUAAAUUGUAUAAAAUACAAGAAACGAUACCAACAGGAACUUGAAAUGAAUUUACCAAGCAUUCCGGAAUUCGAACUAACGGAUCCGUCCAUGAGGCCAAACAUGACGCGUCUUUGCAUUAUUACCAGUGAAAAUCUUGAAAAGACGCAGCAAUCCCUCGGACAAGGCGCAUUCGGAACUGUUUUCUUGGGCUAUUGGUGGCCAAAAGGUAAAGAGGACGGCGAAAAGUUGGCAGUAGCAAUUAAAGUAGUCCAUGAUGGAAGCGGUACAGCACAUCAGGAGAUGUUGCAAGAGGCGGGUAUCAUGGCAUGCAUGCGACAUGAACAUUUGCUUCGUCUGGUUGGUGUAUGUCUCAGUGAUGGCAUGCAAAUUGUGACCCCGAUGCGACCACUUGGAAGUUUGAAGAACUACCUUAAAAAACAUCGACAGAAACUGGGCGCAAGAGACCUAUUAUUAUAUUGCUACCAAAUUGCAUCGGCAAUGGAAUAUCUUUAUAAAAAUCGUUUAGUACACCGAGAUUUAGCUGCGCGAAAUGUAUUAGUGAAGCGAACCAAUCAUGUUGAAGUUACCGAUUUUGGACUUGCUAGAUUGUUGGAAAAAGGCAAAAGUGAAGUUGUCGUUGGCGGAAAGGUUGCUGUAAAAUGGUUAGCACUAGAAAGUCUUGAGAAACAAAUUUACACUCAUUACACUGAUGUUUGGGCUUUUGGUGUUACCUGCUGGGAAGUGCUAACAUUUGGACAAACACCGUUCCAAAGUGUACCGCCGGAUCGAAUACGUCAACAUUUGGCAACCGGAAACCGCUUGGAACAGCCAAAUAACUGUGCCCAAGAAGUGUAUCAAACAUUUUUGCAAUGUUGGCUACAGAAUCCGGAAUCGAGACCAAGUUUUGUUAUUCUUAAGGAGAAGUUCAAACAAUAUUGCAAAGCACCUCAUCUUUAUGUCUUGGUUCGUUUUACCAAAAGCAUUCAGGAUCGUUAUUAUAAACGACAAUUAGAAUCUGCAUUAAUUGAAAAUCAACAUGAGCUAUUAAACGGUUCAAUGGAUAGUAGCGAAUUUUCCGAUCAAUUUAAAUUUCCUGGCGACACCACAGUCACAUCCAAUUCAAUUCCACCGUCUCCAACUACACCUUCUUGGGUACCAUUUCAGCAGGGUUCUCUUAGCAUCCAACAGAAUGGACAGAUGGGAAGCACCGAUUCCGGACGUUAUCAAAGUGAUCCCGUACAUGACGGACGCACAGAAUUAAAUAUGGAUGAGGGGAAUUAUUUGAUACCAAAUAAUAAACAGUCGUUUUUGUACACGCCAGUUGUUGUUCGAGAGAAUGGAGAAACAGGAUAUUAUAACGACAAAAUUGGUACCGAUUAUUACAACCAACUGAAAUCUGUACCGAUGGAAAUUGAAGACGAGGCGAAAUCAAUUAAAAUAACAACGUAUCAAAAUGAUUAUUAUUUUGCUGAAAACGAGACAUCAUUGUGA
Molecule: messenger RNA, 3969 nt
Organism: Acanthocheilonema viteae
Lineage: Eukaryota; Metazoa; Nematoda; Chromadorea; Rhabditida; Onchocercidae
Source: the annotation of a GenBank genome assembly